Molecule: messenger RNA, 6227 nt
Organism: Limulus polyphemus (Atlantic horseshoe crab)
Lineage: Eukaryota; Metazoa; Arthropoda; Merostomata; Xiphosura; Limulidae
Product: cyclin-dependent kinase 14-like
Exons: 14
Coding region: 46-1080 (344 amino acids)
Biological process (GO): protein phosphorylation
Cellular component (GO): nucleus; cytosol; cytoplasm
Molecular function (GO): cyclin binding; ATP binding; cyclin-dependent protein serine/threonine kinase activity
Source: RefSeq, a predicted model, not a curated record
AAGCGUCUGAUCGUUUUUAUCAUGAACGUUACUUAAAACAGUCUAAUGAAACAAGUAACGGGAGCCUUGACCUUUGGAAAGACCGAAGCUUACGUAAAAUUAGAGCAACUGGGCGAAGGUUCUUAUGCUACAGUCUACAAGGGUUACAGCAACCUUACAAACAAAGUAGUGGCUCUCAAGGAGAUCCGACUUCAGACAGAAGAAGGAACUCCAUUUACAGCCAUCAGAGAAGCAUCGCUACUCCGUGGUUUGAAGCAUGCAAAUAUUGUGACUCUUCAUGACAUUAUCCACACAAAAGAAACUCUUACUUUUGUCUUUGAAUAUGUGCACACAGACUUGAGUCAAUACCUUGAGAGACAUCCAGGAGGGUUGAAUGCCAACAAUGUUCGGCUUUUUUUGUUCCAGUUGUUAAGAGGUUUAGUUUAUUGUCAUGAAAGAAGAGUGUUACACAGGGACCUCAAACCUCAGAAUCUACUGAUUAGUGAUCAGGGUGAACUAAAACUGGCAGACUUUGGUUUAGCAAGGGCAAAAUCGGUUCCAAGCAGGACUUAUUCUCAUGAGGUAGUAACCUUAUGGUACCGACCACCAGAUGUCCUUCUAGGCUCUACAGAUUACACAACUUCUUUAGACAUGUGGGGAGUUGGGUGUAUUUUUAUAGAGAUGAUUUCAGGAGCUGCUGCUUUUCCAGGUGUUAAAGAUACAAAUGAUCAGCUAGAUAAAAUAUGGAGGGUACUUGGUACUCCAACAGAAGAAACUUGGGAAGGAGUUACUCGUUACCCUAACUAUAAAUCAGGGACAUAUGGAAACUACAGAAAGCAGCCCCUUUCAAAACCAUUCCCAAAACUUCUUAAUGUUCCUCAUGCAGAGUCAAUUGCUUCACAGUUUCUUCAGCUACAACCACACAAGAGAAUAUCAGCCACAGAGGCCUUAAGUCAUGAAUUUUUUCAAGAACUUCCUCGGAAAAUUUAUGAGUUGCCAGCCCAGUCAUCAAUCUACAAUGUCCCUGGAUGUAAGCUUAGUUCGGAGACCUACAACCACCCUAUGUCUGUGAUCAAAGCAGCUGCUAAGCUUCGACGCUAGUUUUUCUAUUUUCUGGAUAUCUGUGAUAUGGGAAACUUCAGCAAAGCUAAGGUGAUACUAAGCAUUUCUUCUGGGAAUGAUGGAUGGGCUCUUACUGUUGGUCAUGGAAGUUUGCUCAUUAUCUCUGUCAUAGAAAUUACAUCUUGAUCUGAACAUCUACAUAGCAGCCUACCAGCUCUUAACCUGGAUAACCAUUGCACCUCUUGGCAAACUGUUCAUGGGUGUUCAUUAACUUGUUUCUUCUGGUCUGCAUAAACUUAGGAUUGUGGACACCUCACCAAUACAGCAGUGGUACCAACCAGGAUUGUCGACACCUCACCAAUACAGCAGUGGUACCAACCAGGAUUGUGGACACCUCACCAAUACAGCAGUGGUACCAACCAGGAUUGUGGACAUGUCAUCAAUACAGCAGUGGUAUCAACCAGGAUUGUGGACAUGUCAUCAAUACAGCAGUGGUAUCAACCAGGAUUGUGGACGUGUCACCAAUACAGCAAUGGUACCAACUAGGAUUGUAGACACAUCACAAGUAACGCAGUGGUACCAACCAGGAUUGGGACACAUCACCAGUAAAGCAGUGGUACCAACCAGGAUUGUGGACACAUCACCAGUAAAGCAGUGGUACCAACCAGGAUUGUGAACACAUCACCAGUAAAGCAGUGGUACCAACCACAUUUUUUUGCACUUUCCUAAUGCAGAUUGGAGGAAACAAAAUCAUGUAUACAUAGUUGUAGGUUUAUGAGCAUCAAGGGUUUUAUCACAUUGAUUUUGUUAAAUUGGUUUUGUGGCUAUGUUUUUGGUGUGGAACUUUACAUCUGGUUUAUGUGCCAUGGUUUAGUGAUUUUAACUGAACAAUUUGUAUACAUUCUAGUGAAACACCAGAAUUUUAAAUACACAUAUACAUCAUAAAAUAUGAACUGUUGACUGAUAGCUUGAGUCUUUACACUAAAUGAAUAGUUUUAACAUGAGUAUGUCAUGAUCUUUAAUGUCCUGCUGCUGAAAUUCUACAACUUGUUUUGUACAAUAUUCAUAACUAUUUAUUAUGAGGUAUAGCAUUACAUUUGUUGCUGUGCAGAUACUUACAAGUAUGCAAAACCAUGAAUGAUCUUAACUGAUAAAAUGACAUAGUGAAAAAGGAAAGGUUGAGUAGAUACCCUUUAUAGUUGUUAUUAGAUUAAUGGGGAUAUACUUUCAAUCUGUUUUUAUAAAUAAUGGACUCAACAUAUUUUUCCUAUCCAAUGACACUACAUGCCCGGUUUAUGUCAGUCUUACAGUAAGUGUUUAGACAACAGGUAAAAUUAUAAUAGAAAAAAAAAAGUCCCACAGAGUUAUGAUGAAGAAGAAGAAAAUAUUAAUGUUUGUUUUACUGGUUAGAAAAUUAUGUUAUUAUAUAUUAAGGUGGCUUGUACAGUUGUAAAGCAAGCUUGCUUAUUCAGCAAUAGACUGAUUUCAUCUUAGACUGCUCUUGUAUAUGUGUAGAAUGAUUGAUUCAACAGUAAUAGACCUAAAAGAAUAACUUAUUUAAACUGUUGGACAAUUGUACAGGAUGAUUGUUUUAACAGUAGACAACUGAGUUUAGUUUAAGUUAGCGACAAUAGUUUUACAGAAAGAUGACUUAAGGUGACACAUACACAUACCUGCCUGGUUGUACUCACAGUGUUUUGUUUAACAUCUCACUUAUUGAUGAAGAUAUCUCAAUAAAAUGGGCAGUUUGACAGAAAAAAAAAGACAGGCUUUUUUUUUAGUGUAGCUUUUGUCUAAAUACAUUAAGAAAUAAGUGGUGAACUUUCAUUUUAAAUGUACUUUUGUUUUUUAUAAAAGGCAGCAAUUGAGCUUACUAUUAACAAGCUUUUGUUAAUUAGUUUAAAACUACUCCUAAAUGCUUACUAGUUUUCAGUAGUGGUAAAAAUAAAGUGUUAAUUGAAAUGUUUAAAAUGCUAUUGUAAUACAUAUAUAUUUCAGUAUUUUGAUGACCAUGAAAUGAUUUUGAAGCAAGAUAUUACGUUUUCCAUAUUUCAUAUUAUAACUUUACUACCAUAGUACCAUAAAUUUUGGGAUAUCUCUAAGCUAGUUAAUAUAAUCUUGUUAAUAGCAAGGUCAGUUGCUGAUUUUUUUUUAAGUUAGAAUUAACAUUCACCACUUAUUUAUUAUUGGAUUUUUUUAAAAAAAGUUUAGCUUUUUUUUUUCUGUCAAGUUGUCAACUUUUAUUGACAUAUUCCAAAACAUUACAAGUACACCUUGGGCAGUUGUAUGUUUGCCACUUUAGACAGUAAUAGACUAAUGUUGAGUUAAUUUGAUGGUGCAAUUGUAUAGGAAGAUGUCUUUAACAGCAGUAGGAUAAUUUUGACUUAAUUUGGUGGUACAGUUGUAUAGAAAGAUGGCUUUAAUAUACUGAUUAUGGUUUCAUAUGAGUAUCAUAGCUAGAAUAUAACCAAUAAAUCUCAUUGAAUUUUCUAAAUAGUUUUCACUUGGCUGGUGAUGUAGUUUUAAACCAACUAUUUUUGAAGGUGAUUGUUUUCUUUUUAGUGACUCCUUUUGGGAAAUUAGAUCCCAGUAGUGAACAGGUUAAAUGCACCAAUUCUGUUUUUAAACCAGAUCUGGUGUUCUUAUGAACUCAGAACUUAUUGGACAUGUUAUUAUAUAAACAAAUCUGAGUUUUGUAUAACAUCAGUAGUGUUCUGUUAGUAAUAAUCAGUAAAGAAUAUUGUCCUUUAUUAACAACAGAUGGCGCUUUAUUACGUUUGUUGAUUUAUUAUCUCCCAAUUUACCAUUUUUAAAUUUUCCAGAACAAGUUCUCUUUCUUCAGACAAUAAUGGCUAGGAAGUACCACAUGUUUAUUUAUUUAUCCUGUAUAUACUGAGUCCAGAAAUGGUUUAAUUGGUCUAAAAUAUUCUGGCAAAAUCUCUGAUUUAUAUAAAGUGAGAAUUAUUAACUUAUGAAGAUAGAUAAUUUUAAUUAUUAAUAAUGCAAAAUAUAACUUGUUUCUCAUACAAACCUUAAUAUCCUUUUACUAAGUGUUGUCAAUUAAACAUUAGACUUUACCUUACAAACGAAAUUAAAUAAUUAUGUUUUAAUGUUGGGAUCACACUUUCAGCAAAUUUUGUGCAAUGGAUAAGAUCAUUUGAUAUAUAUAAAAGAUUUCUGAAAGAGUUGAUUAAGAAAAUUUCUCUACCCUUUUACUUGCCUGCUUAAGUAUACUUAAUGUAUUCUGAUAUUAUAAUUGUUGUUGUUAUAGUUUAAUGUAUGGAAAAAAUGCUUUCAUAAUGUUUUGUUCAUAUAAAGUUGCCAAAAAAUGCAGCAUUUAAUUAAACAUUAUUAUGAAUAGCUCAACACAAACAUUAUGUCAUUUUAACUUAAGAGCAAAAUGUGAGCUAGUCUUGCCAUGAAUAAUUUAUAAUUAUACAAGUUGAAAUCUCUUAUCAUUUCAUAUAUUAUUGCAACAUUCAAUUAAACAAAUUCCAGUUGAAAUGCAACAACUAGAAAUCUCAAAUGUCAGUAAUACGCCCUUUAAAUUCUCGUAAUACAGAAAGAUUGUCAAGUGUUAAGUUCAUAACAAUUGUGUAAUAAAUAAUCAAGCACCAUGUCUUGGCUCAGAUGAGAAAUAAUAUAUAUAUAUAAGCAUAUUUUAAUUAUUCCAGAUUUAGACAAAACUCAAAUAGUGGAUAAUGAACCUUACUGCUGGUCUUAGUUUGAAACAGGCUAGGGUUAAUGAUGUAGUUAUCUUGGUUCAAAAUGUGCAGUGACUUAUGGAAAUGUUAUUCCUAGUGGUGCUUACUUGGCCAUGGCUGUUUAUAUACUGCUCUUCCAAGUUCAGGUUUCAAAUGUGCAAUUACCCUGUUAAGUGGGUAUUCCUGGUGUCAAUCAAAAAUGGCCAAUGAAAUAGGUUUUCUUUGUUUUGCUUUCAAGUUAAGAUUGCUCUGCAGCUAUGAUUUGGGAGAAAAUUUGAUGUCCUACUUCAUAUCAUCAAAAUACCUGAAAACUAAGUAUUGAGCUACAAAGAUUGCUUUGUAUUUGUUAUCUCCAUAUAUUGUAACUAUUGCUUUAUCUUCUUUUUAUGAAAAAUAACCAUACAUGAUGAUGUGUUACUCGUAAAGUUUCAUGCAAGUUAUUUUAAAGUUUUUUGUUGUUUUUUUAUGUGCCAAGCUGAGGUUGUACAGUCAUCAUUUCAACACGUUCACUUGAUAGGUUAAAAUUUUAAAAAUACUUUUAUUUUUUUCAUCAGUAUCUGAGGAGUGAUCACACUUAGAUCAACAUUAAGUCAUCACAUCUACAGAAGUUAUUUUGUUAGCAUAAUUUUAGAUUUAAUGUUAAUCAUGUGCUUGUUUUUUCCAGAUUUCCUCUUUGCUUAUAAGCUCAGAAUCUCUUUAUUUUGUUAAAAGAUAUUCAUAAAAUCUAAAAUAUUGCAUGCAGUUUAUGAGGGAACACUAAAUUAUUGUUUGUUGUAUUUUUUAUUUUUUUGCUGUUUCAUUUUUAUUACUUAGAUGUCACAAUAGAUUAUUUAUACUUUCUGAAAGGAUUACUUUUAGUAAUAUAUGUAUGUGUUAGUAGUAUGAUCUUUUAGUGGGUUUAGUUUUGUAGAUAAAAAAUUCAGUUUUAGUUUGCAAAUAAGGUGAUUUUGUUACUAUAAGCUUAAAGUAUUUAUGUGGAGAGCUUGAACUCAGAGUGGUCAUUGUAACCCGAAUAAAUGGGAAAUUAGUUCCAUAAUAUAUAAAUGUUCCAGGGGUAGAAAGUCUGUAAAGUAGCCUGUUUAUAAUGUUUAAAAAAAUUAGGCUAGAAAUUGCUUGGCCAUAUAUUUAUCUUAUCUUUUCAUAUGUGAAACAGUUUAAAUGGUUUUAGUAUAACAUAUUUUUUAAAAUCAUGUCAUUCACUUAUCAGGGGAAUUGAUGACAUACUAAACAUAAUUUUUGUAUGGUCUUCAUAUGAGAUAUGAAGAUGGUAUAACUGAAUAUAUAAUGAAUCUUUUUCUAUGUCAAACUUGUUAUUAUGGAGAAAAGAUCUCAAUGUCGUGUAAUAAUCAAAUAACUUUUUUUGUUGUUGUUAUAGUGAGAUUUGAAGAUUAUUUCUUUGUAUCAGCAUGCAGUUAUGUUACACAAAAAAUACCUUCAUGUUUACUUAAUUUUACAGUAAAGUGUUGAAUAACUUAAAAAAAG